This is a messenger RNA of Paramuricea clavata, 3405 nucleotides long. The record is from the annotation of a GenBank genome assembly. NCBI's taxonomy places the organism in Eukaryota, Metazoa, Cnidaria, Anthozoa, Malacalcyonacea, Plexauridae.
AUGGACGCAGAAUUGAAAAGAUUGGCAGCUACCCAAGCUGAGGAAGCCGCGAUAUUUGAAGCUGAGAUGGAAAAGAAAAAGAUAGAGAUAGAAUUUCAAACGCGCGAAAAAGUAAGAAAACUGAAAGCAGAGGCUGCCCUCGCAGAACGAAAGGCCGAACUGAUGCAAGAAUAUGACAGCGAUGACAUGUCCAGCUCGAAUGAUGAAAAUGGAUCGGACAGAUUGCCACCCCCUCCAAUUACACAAUUAAUAAAAGGAGAACAGACUGAAUUAUGGGUAAAGUCUUGCUCAAGCCAAACAGCUGAUAAUCAAGCCUUGGACAAUCUUGAAUCGCCUGAGCGUGUCAACAAUCAACCCAAGAAAUAUUUUGAAAACACGUGUAAUAGAAAUAAAGUGGAAACAAAUACAGCUGGUCAAAAGGGACAUGUCACAUUUAAUGAGCGUGGGAAAAAUAGAUCGAGUGCAAGAAUCAUACCGGAAAUUAGUAAAAACCAGAUUUCGGAUGCUCAAGCAGUGAUGUUAAAGGUGAAUAUGUUACAAGCAAUGCAACCUGUGAAAUUUGAUGGUAACCCGUCUGACUUUCCCACAUUUAGAAAAAGAUUGAUUGACAAUCUUGAAGACGGAGUUCUUAAUGACAGUCAAAAAAUCGAAUUUCUACCUAAAUUUGUAUCUGGAGAUGCGUAUGAAACUGUGAAAAGAGUGGCUGGCUGUUCUUACCCGGAUAUUAUAGUGAUUUUGCAAGAUAGAUAUGGUCAGCCUGCCACAGUUGCUGCCUCUUGUAUUGAGUCCCUGACAUCUGGUCCAAAGUUGACAAACGGUGACUACAAAGGAUUGCGUAACUUUGCCGAACAACUUACGUCAUCAGUGAAAAGGCUUGAAGACGAAUACGAACAAGAAGCGAGCACGACAUCGAAUUUAAAUUUGAUCGCUUCGAGGCUACCAAACUACCUGAUUAACAAAUGGGGAGACGUAUCGUUCACGAUUAGAGAAAAGGGAAGAAAGCCACGACUCGAGGACCUAGCUAAAUUCGUGAAAAGGCAAGCGGCGAUCAAAAAUGAUCCUGUGUUCAUUGGAUCAACCACAGGGAAAAACACGGACUGGAAAUAUAAGCCAGGGAGAUGGCGCGGGCGGAAAAACGAAGACCCCAAAAACGAAGACCCCAAAACAGACAAGGAAACUUUAGCAUACACUACCGAUUUUAAGAAAGGAAAGAUUGAUGGAACUGGUGAUAAUGAUAAUGAUAAUAAGAGCAAGAAGCCUCACUGGCCGAAUUGUCCAUGUUGUUCACGAUCACAUGAGCUCGCCUUUUGCCCGGAAUUCCGAAGGAAAGAAGUAAACGCAAGAAGGGAUGUCGUCAAGAAGCAAAAACUAUGUCACGUCUGCAUGAAAGCUGGACACUUCAGAGAAAACUGCCGGUAUGUUGAAUUUUGCCCUUGUAGUAGUCAGAGAAAACAUCAUUUGCUGCUACAUAAUACAAAGUCGAACGAAAAUAAGAAAGAAAUGAAAGAUGGAAAGAAAUUACCGGAGGACCAAAAGGAAGUCGAACCUGACAAGCAAUCGGCGCAAGAAAAGAAGACGGAGCAAUAUGCGACAAUAACAAAUACUACUUCAAAAUUUGUGUUACUUCACGUAGUUCCUGUGAAAGUGCUCUCUCCGCAAGGAGUAUCCGUAACAACAUACGCACUUCUAGACAACGCCUCUCGCGGUACUAUGAUAAGUUCAGAAUUGGCGAAAGAGUUGAAUCUUCGUGGAAGGAAAGAGACAAUUUUAGUUAACACUUUAUUGCAACAAGAAAGUCAGGAAUUCGAAGUGGUAGAGUUUGAUCUGCAACAUGCGUCUUCAGAUGGUGAGAAAAUCAAAGUUCAAGAGGGCCUAGUAUCCAAGAAGUUCAACAUCGCCGAAAGAUGCUUACCAAAGGAUAUCGACAGAAAUCUGUAUCCGCAUUUGGCUGACCUUGACAUACCUGACGUUAACCUUGCAAAUGUCUCGGUAUUAAUUGGUAAGGACGUAGAGCGAGCACACGACAUUCUUGAAAUUCGUAAAUCGAAGAGACCUGGACGACAACUGCAAGGGCAACGAGGCCCUCUGGGAUGGGUUAUUACAGGAACUAUAGACGGUGUUUCAACGAAAACAGACAUCAGCGUUAAUUUUACUGACCGUGAUAAAACGCUACAUGACCAAAUUGAGAACUUUUGGAAUAUAGAAGGCUACGGAACAAGAGCCAUUAGACCCAGAAAGGACGAAGAACGUCACCUUUCGACCGAAGGUAUGUCGAAAGAAGAUGAGCGUGCACAGAAGAUAUUAGAUCAAACGUUCACAAUGAAAGAUGGUCAUUAUGAAACAGGCCUCCUAUGGAAAGCUGAUGACACAGUUUUGCCUGACAACAGAAAGCAAGCCGAGAAGCGGUUAGAGAGUCUGAAGCGACGUUUUCGGAAAGAGCCCAGUCUAGAACAAAAAUAUCGCUCUGUAAUGGAGGACUAUUUUAAGAAGGGAUAUGCACGCCGCCUCUCACCUGACGAAGUCCUUGCAUCCGGACCAAGAAAAUGGUACCUACCCCAUUUCCCAGUACUAAAUCCUAAUAAGCCGGGAAAAGUAAGAAUAGUAUUUGAUGCUGCUGCAGAAUUUGAAAACAACUCGCUGAACAAGAACCUAUUGCAAGGACCAGAUCGUACGAACAGCCUUGUUGGUGUCCUAAUGAGAUUUCGCCAAGAAAACGUAGGCUUGGCAGCAGACAUCGAAAGCAUGUUCCACCAGGUUAAAGUUCCUCCAGAAGACCAAGAUUCACUGAGAUUUUUAUGGUGGCAAAACGACACCGAAGAACAGCCGGAAGAAUACGUGAUGACUGUUCAUAUCUUCGGUGCGACGGACUCCCCUUGUGCAGCAAAUUCCGCCUUAAAGAAGACUGCAGAAGACAAUGAGGGAGGCUUUGAUCUAGAAACUACAAAGACGGUGAAAAAUAAUUUCUACGUUGACGAUCUCCUAAAAUCUCUGAAUAGCACUGAAGAAGCUGUCCAUCAGGCGAAAGAAUUGAUCAAGUUGUGUGAGAUGGGAGGGUUUAACCUGACCAAGUUUAUGAGUAACGAUCGCGAAGUGUUGUCGUCGAUUGCAGCCGAGAAACGAGCCGACCCAAAUCUUGAUCUUAGCCUAGAUAAACUGCCUAACGAAAGAACACUUGGCAUACGCUGGAACCUUGAAUCCGAUGAAUUAGGAUUUAAAGUCGUAGAGCUGAAGAAACCUGAUACCAUGAGAGGAGUUUUGUCGACAAUCUGCACCAUUUUCGACCCAUUGAAUUUCGCUGCACCAGUAAUGUUGGUGGCAAAGAAGAUAAUGCAAGAGUUAUGGAGAAAGAAGUACUCCUGGGAUCAACAACUUGAAGGCGAGAUUCUACAAAGAUGGCAAAGUUGA